Ornithodoros turicata is the source of this 972-nucleotide messenger RNA. RefSeq lists its product as uncharacterized. The record is from RefSeq and is a predicted model, not a curated record. The transcript is spliced from 2 exons. Bases 1 to 972 code for a protein of 323 amino acids. NCBI's taxonomy places the organism in Eukaryota, Metazoa, Arthropoda, Arachnida, Ixodida, Argasidae.
AUGGAGGAUCUUGAUCGCAUCAGGAAAUUUCGAAAGCAACUGAAGCAAACCUUGACGGUUCUGGAAACGAAGUGGGCUACCUUGAAAGAAAAGGACCGGGAGGUUCAGGGUCUCAUACCGGAGGAAUUGAUAGAAAGCGAGUGUAAUUCCUGCGAUCAAUACCUCGAGUCAGUCACUGCGAUCAAGUUUCAAGUGUGUUCCGCACUAGACUCCACGACCGCAUCCCGAUCUUUGGCUCACGCAAGUGACGGCGUUAAUGCUACGGGACCUCGACGAUCCUCCUCAGGAGAUCGGAGUCAGUCUACCGGAGUCACUCUACCGAAGCUGCGGAUCGACACCUUUAGCGGCGACCUAUCUAAAUGGCAGGGGUUCUGGGACCAGUUCCAUGCGAGUAUUCAUGCAAACGAACGUCUCACCGAUGUCAACAAGCUGAAGUACCUGGUUGCUCUCGUUUCUGGGCCAGCAGCCCGUGCCAUUGAAGGUCUCUCAAUUAGCGAUGAGAACUACACGACUGCCGUGGACAUAUUUCAGAAGCGAUUUGGGAAGGACGACCUUCUUGUGACCGAAAACAUGGGGCGCCUUUCCGAGCUCAGGACUGUUCGGUCCAGCACCGACGUAAAGGGAUUGCGUGAGCUCCACGAGACUGUUACGGUGCGCAUCAGGAACCUGAAGAGCCUAAAUUUUACGACAGCACAAUACGCAAUUCCGCUUCGGCAGGUCAUCUUGAAGAAGAUUCCUAGAGACCUCGAAAUGGACUUCUACCGAACCAAGGACAAAGGCAAGGACACCAACGGCGACUCUUUAUCAUCCCUACUAGAUUUCCUGGAGAAUGAGAUUGAAUGUCGGGAACGAGCCCGAAGGGAGGCAGAUGACGUUCCCGACAUUCAAUCUCAUUCUCCAGGAAAUCUAGCAGGGAUGAUAAAGAGUCGCCGUUGGUGUCCUUGCCUUUACAACCGCAACAGCAAUUGGUGA